AUGAGGCCAAUCAAAUUAAUGGGACAUGAGCGUUCCUUGACCCAAGUCAAAUACAAUAGAGAAGGUGAUUUGAUACUUUCUGUGUCAAAAGAUAACUCGGCAUCUGUUUGGUUCUCUUCAAAUGGCGAGAGACUUGGUACAUUGGAGGGCCACCGUGGUACUAUUUGGUCUAUUGCUGUUGACAGCGAUUCCAAGUUCUGUGUAACGGGAAGUGCAGAUUUGACUAUAAAGUUAUGGAAAGUUGAAACUGGAGAAUGUGUUUAUACAUGGGAAAUGCCAACACCUGUUAGAAGAGUAGCAUUUUCUUCCGACAACAAAAGAUUUUUGGCUGUUACCGAUCAAGUUAUGGGACAGUUGGGAACAAUUUCAAUUUUCGACAUUAACAGAGAGGGAGAUGGUACAAACCAGGCGCAAGAACCUUCGUUGGUAAUCACAACUAGGGAAGACGCUACAAAAGUGACGGUGGCGGAAUGGUCUUUUGAUGACUUGAUCCUUGCCGGCCAUGAUAACGGAUUUAUUUCAAAGUAUGACGGGUCAACGGGUGAGUUUAUUCAGACUGCUCAAGCACAUGGAAUCCAUAAUGAAGAAAAGAGUUCUUCAAUUUCAGAUAUACAAUUGGCACCAGAAGAUGGAUCAUACUUAAUCACGUCCUCCAAGGAUAAGUGCGCCGCCCUUAUAGAUGUAGAGACUUUGAAGAUCAUGAAGGUGUAUAAAGCCGAUGCACCGAUGAACACAGCAGCUAUAACUCCAAUCAAGGAUUUCGUAAUAUUAGGUGGUGGUCAGGAAGCCAGAAAUGUUACCACAACCGCUGAAUCUCAAGGUAAGUUUGAAGCAAGAUUUUACCAUAAAAUAUUUGAAGAUGAAAUUGGCCGUGUCAAAGGUCAUUUUGGUCCUUUAAACAGUGUGGCUGUCCACCCCGAUGGAACUGGAUACGCAAGUGGAGGAGAAGAUGGUUUCAUUAGAGUACAUGUAUUUGACAAGUCCUACUUUGACUUUUAUUUUGAUGCUGAGAGGACAGAAAGAGCUAUUGCUUCAGGGGCUACUUAG
Priceomyces carsonii is the source of this 1047-nucleotide messenger RNA. It is a transcript of the gene TIF34, whose product is annotated as translation initiation factor eIF3 subunit i. Gene Ontology annotation, biological process: cytoplasmic translational initiation. Gene Ontology annotation, molecular function: RNA binding; protein binding; translation initiation factor activity. Gene Ontology annotation, cellular component: cytoplasm; eukaryotic translation initiation factor 3 complex, eIF3m. The transcript has a single exon. NCBI's taxonomy places the organism in Eukaryota, Fungi, Ascomycota, Pichiomycetes, Serinales, Debaryomycetaceae. Bases 1 to 1047 code for a protein of 348 amino acids. The record is from RefSeq and is a predicted model, not a curated record.